This is a messenger RNA of Phytophthora infestans T30-4, 1375 nucleotides long. Its product is annotated as pantothenate kinase, putative. The coding region runs from base 1 to 1314 and encodes 437 amino acids. Lineage: Eukaryota; Oomycota; Peronosporomycetes; Peronosporales; Peronosporaceae. Gene Ontology annotation, biological process: coenzyme A biosynthetic process. Gene Ontology annotation, cellular component: cytosol; nucleus. The transcript has 7 exons. Gene Ontology annotation, molecular function: pantothenate kinase activity; ATP binding. The record is from RefSeq and is a predicted model, not a curated record.
AUGGACGGAGGGGUCGGCGGCGGCACCGAGCGUGCGCUGCUGGCGAGCGGCUUCUUGCUCUUUUCCUCAACCGUCGCUCUCUUCUGUCUGGAGCGCAAGCGACACCGUCAGCGCGUAUGGCGCCAGCGUCUGACCUACAAGAAGCUGUCAAAAUCAUCCGACCUGGGAGCGUCUUUCGGUUUGGACAUCGGUGGCACGUUGGCCAAAAUCGUGUACUUCGAGCGCCACGAGGCCGGCAACGACACGCGUAAGCGGCCGCGCUCUCCAUCGCUGGAUGUGGCGGCAGGCGAGAUGAAUGAGUUUUUGCGCGAACAUCACUCGUUCGGCACGACUGGCGUUCAAGACGUGAGACUGCGGAUUCAUUCCAAGACGCUCAACGGAAUCUUCCACUUUGUACGGUUCGAGAGCAACAAGACGCGGGACGCCAUUGAGUUCAUCACGAGCAACGGGAUCAAUCAGUCGUUGCGGAUCUUGCCCUGCACGGGAGGGGGAGCUCACAAGUAUGGCCCUGCAUUCAAUGGGAUCGCUGGAAUCGAGCUGGAGAAAUACGACGAGAUCGACUGCACCAUUCUGGGACUGCACCUGCUGCUCACGACGCUGCCUGACGAAGUGUACACUUUUGAGGUCGUGGAUUUCAAUUCAUUGGCGGCGUCUCGGGUGAAAACCAUUCGUACUGAUACUGAGGAAGAUGUUUACCCGUAUCUGCUUGUCAGUAUUGGUUUGGGAGUGAGUGUGCUAUAUGUCAAAGGACCAGGAGAUUAUGAACGUGUGAGCGGUAGCAGUAUCGGUGGUGGCACUUAUUGGGGGCUUUGUCGUUUGAUGACCAACUGUGACACAUACGAUGAAGCCUUGGACUUGUGUGUCCAUGGCUCCAACAAAUCGGUGGAUAUGAGUGUAGGCGAUAUCUACGGUGGUGCUUACGACAAAUUCAAACUUCCGGCUUCGACGGUAGCCAGCAGCUUCGGUAAAAUGAUUACAGUAUCUCGAGAAAGCGUGAGCGACGCCGAUCUCGCUCGAUCACUGCUCGUCAUGAUCACGCAGAACAUUGGCCAAGUUGCCUUUCUGAACGCGACUCUGUACAAGACCAAGAACAUUUUCUUCGUCGGCAACUUUCUUCGACACAACAAGAUUUCGUCUCGGACGUUGGCGUAUGCAAUUAACUUCUGGUCCCACGGGGCCAUGGAGGCGCGCUUUUGCAAACAUGAAGGAUAUUUCGGAGCUUUAGGAGCAUUCUUGCGCCACGCAGAGGCUACCAACGCCCACGGCGAAGAGUUUAUAUCGGCGGCAAGAAGAGCAUCCCGACAGUCCUCCUAGACACAAGACGAUGUUAAAGUUUGAGUUUCUUGCAAUAGAAACGUUCCAAUUGGUUGUCAGU